This is a messenger RNA of Arachis ipaensis, 471 nucleotides long. RefSeq names its product protein LITTLE ZIPPER 4-like. NCBI's taxonomy places the organism in Eukaryota, Viridiplantae, Streptophyta, Magnoliopsida, Fabales, Fabaceae. The record is from RefSeq and is a predicted model, not a curated record.
UUCUCUUUGUCCCUCACUUCACAACUAACUAACUCUCUUAUUUUUUUUUUUAGCUUAAACUCUCUCCCUCCUUUCUAUCCUAUAACACUUCCAAUUCUUCUCAUUCUUCUAACUAUUCAUUCCUCUUCCACAAUCCAGAGAUAGAGCUUCUUGCUUCCAACAACAUACACCACUUCAAAAAGGAUUCAUUUGGGGAGAUUUAUUAUUGUGAUGGAGAGGCUGAACUCAAAGCUGUAUUUGCAAAACUGUUACAUAAUGAAGGAGAAUGAGAGGCUUAGGAAAAAAGCACAACUUCUCAAUCAAGAAAAUCAAGCACUUUUAACUGAGCUGAAGCAAAAGCUUUCAAAGGGUAAUAAUCAAAAGGGAAAUAAUAAUAAUAAUAAUAAUAUUAAUGGUCCAAAUUCCCUUCUUGAUCUUAGCCUCAGUUCAAGUUCAACUCAAAAUGCUUCCAAUUCCACCAAUUAGAAAAUA